Messenger RNA from Morchella sextelata, 543 nucleotides. RefSeq lists its product as uncharacterized. The transcript is spliced from 3 exons. Lineage: Eukaryota; Fungi; Ascomycota; Pezizomycetes; Pezizales; Morchellaceae. The record is from RefSeq and is a predicted model, not a curated record. The coding region runs from base 1 to 543 and encodes 180 amino acids. Gene Ontology annotation, cellular component: plasma membrane; cell cortex of cell tip. Gene Ontology annotation, biological process: fungal-type cell wall organization.
AUGAAUCACUACGAUAUGUACCCUCAAGUCCAGUCAGGAGAAGAGGAAGAGAUUAAUCGAGCCGUACGAAUCGCCAAAGAAAAAUCUAUCCGGCGCAGAAAGCAAAUGACGGUCGCAGCCGAAUUCUGCAGCAUCGUUGCCCUUGGCUCGCUCGUCAUGGUGCUCCUAGGGAGCACACACGUCAAUAAUGUAUUGGACGAUAUCUGGUUCAUGAGGGUCAAAUCCAAUUCUCCGUUCCCGAAACACAACCCGCUAUAUAAGGAUGUAUUCCUGGAUGGAAUUGGGAAUAUCAAUGCAGCCCAGAUGCCGCACUUUUACCAGGUUGGUUUGUGGAAUUAUUGCGAGGGAUUCGAUGAGAUUGGUAUUACAUAUUGUUCAACACCGACUCCCGCACACUAUUUCAACCCGGUGGAGAGUAUGUUAAAAAAGGCUGUGCCUGCUAAAUAUGAACCCAAGGGAAUGGCUAAGGCCCUUAAAAACGCACAACGACCAAGCAAAUAUACGCCAGAUUGCAAAGUCCAUCAGUCUGACCACACAUCAUAA